GUGAAAUCUGCCUAGCAACCGGGGAAGCCGGGCUGGGAAGCGGGUAAUUUCAGUCUGAGGAGAAACCCGGAGUCCCGCGGAGGUGCCGCCACCUUCAACCCCCCCUCCCCCCGCCUUCUGCCCCUCGCCUCUACAGCUCUGUCUCUAGUCGGGGACGUCCCCCCACUGAGGACAGUCACCUUCAUCUCGCUCCUUCGCAACCCCCCCCCCCGCCCUGUCCCUCAGCACCCCACAGCCCCACUGUCCGGAGCGCGCGCCCCCGCCGCGGGAGGGGGAGAGUGGUGGACGACACGGGGACGGCAGCGGCGGCGCGCAGCGCGUGGCGUCCCCGAAGCGCGCCCCCGACUACAGCCCCACACACCCCGCACGACACACGCUCGGUCCGUCGCCGCUGCCGCCACCUGAAGGAGCCGCUGGGACCGUCCCGCCCUCCCGGGCGUCCGCCCCAGGCCGCUGCUGCCCUCCGGAGCCGCGCAGGAGGCUCCGAGACAACUUUGGCUGGCCGGUUCAUCGACAGAUUGAAGUUAUUUUCUCACUGAUUUAGCCUUCAUAUAUGGCCAGCUGAUGUAGCCAAGAGUUACUGCACAUAGGAGUCAGAACUUCAGAAUGACUGAAGAAGCAUGCAGAACACGGAGUCAAAAACGAGCACUCGAACGUGAAACAACUCUAAAUGAUGUGGAUAGUAAAAAAAUAAAAAUGGAGAAAGGAUUACUGGGAUCAGACCACAAGACUGAAAGUGACUUGAAAAUGAAGUCUGAACCUGGAGCAGCCAAGGUCCAAGGAUUACUAAAAGGAGGAGAGGUCAAGGCAACUAUUAAGGUGGAAGUCCAGACAAGUGAUGAGCCAGUGGAUAUGAGUACCUCAAAAAGUGAUAUGAAGCCAGAAAAGAGAGUUCCCUCACCUGAUAUUAUAGUGUUAUCAGACAAUGAGCCUUCAAGCCCUAGAAUGAAUGGCUUAACAAAAGUACCACUAAAGGAGACCAACACCGAAGCUCUCUUGAAGAGCAGUCCAGAAGAACGAGAGAGAAUGAUCAAACAACUUAAAGAAGAAUUGCGAUUAGAAGAAGCAAAACUUGUUUUGUUGAAAAAGCUAAGACAAAGUCAGAUACAAAAAGAAGCCAUUACCCAGAAGCCUGCUGGCUCCUCUGGGAAUGCUGUGGCCACCCCUCCCCCUUUGGUACGGGGAACACAAAACAUUCCUGCUGGCAAGCCAUCUCUUCAGGCUUCAUCUACAAGAAUACCAGGCAAUGUUAUUCCCCCUCCUCUGGUCCGUGGAGGCCAACAGACAUCUUCAAAGCUGGGGUCUCAGCAGAACACACAGAUAGUGAUGCCCCCUCUUGUUAGAGGAGCACAGCAAAUCCAUAACAUCAGACAGCAUUCCAGCACGGGGCCACCUCCUCUACUUCUGGCACCAAGGGCAUCUGUGCCUAGUGUGCAGAUUCAGGGACAGAGAAUUAUACAGCAGGGUCUCAUUCGUGUUACCAAUGUCCCCAACACUAGUCUGCUGGUGAAUAUCCCACAGGCCUCACCAACUUCAAUUAAGGGUACAACAGUCACAUCUGCUCAGGGUAAUGCAACUACCACUGGAGUUCCAUCCAUAGUGAAUGCCAAUGAUUCACCAGCCAGCCGGCAAGCUGCUGCAAAGCUUGCCCUACGCAAACAGCUGGAAAAGACACUCUUAGAGAUUCCCCCUCCUAAACCACCUGCUCCGGAGAUGAAUUUUCUACCCAGUGCAGCCAACAAUGAAUUUAUAUACCUGGUUGGAUUAGAGGAAGUGGUACAGAAUCUCUUAGAAACUCAAGGCAAAACUUCAACUGCAGCUUUAUCCCAUGAGCCCUACAUGUGUGCUCAAUGUAAGACUGAUUUCACCUGCCGAUGGCGAGAAGAAAAAAAUGGAACCAUUAUGUGUGAAACUUGUAUGACAUCAAAUCAGAAAAAGGCACUGAAGGCUGAACACACAAAUCGCCUGAAGGCUGCUUUUGUGAAGGCUUUGCAACAGGAACAAGAAAUUGAACAGCGGAUAUUGCAGCAGACGUCUUCUCCAGUGCAGACCAAGUCAGAGCCAAUGACCCAACAUCAUUCACUGAAACAGGUCAUAAAACCACGGCGUAAGUUGGCGUUCUACUCAGGAGAGGCCUGCGACUGGAGUAAAGGGGCUGUGCUGCAGACUUCUAGCCCCCUGGCCCGAGGCCCCCCAGGGGCUCCCCGAGGAGUCUUGCACACAUUUAGCCAGUCACCUAAACUUCAAAAUACAGCAGCUGCUGCAGCACUUGUUACCAGGCCAGGUAAGCAUGCUGAGAGACCUGUCAGCAAGGGCAAUGCUACCACCAACUGGAAGAAGACUCCCAUCAACACAGGUGGCGCUCUUACUUUUGUUAAUCCUAGUUUAGCAGUACAUAAAAGUUCUUCAGCAUUAGAACGUCAGCGUGAAUAUCUGUUAGACAUGAUCCCACCACGAUCCAUCCCUCAGUCUGCCACAUGGAAAUAAUGCAAAGCAAAGCCCAAGUGGAAGAUUUCCCUCUUUCUGCCAUCCUUUUUUUAUGCCACAGUACAGUGUGGGACCUGCUUUAGCCCAACAGCUGGAUAUGCCCUCUCCCCUUUUUUGAAGGAAGCAAGAUGACCAAUACUCAACUUCACAGUGCUACUGUUCUCAUGAUAUGAGAAUAACUGCUGGGUUGUGGAAACAGAACUUUUUGAUACUUUGGCUAGGAAAUUCUCAAGAUUGGCUGGUGGUGAAGGGCAGAAGGGUGGAAUUAACAUUACGGGGGUGGGGGGGUAUGGGUUUUUUUGGUUUUGUUUUUUGUCUUUAGUUUCACAUCACCAGCACAAAAUUGGGACUAAAUGGACUUGUUCUGCCUUUGGUUCUUUCACGUUAGUACCUUGCCAGUCACAAGAACUUGUGAGAUGCACUGGAGACCAAGAAUGCCCUUGUGUGAAUAGUGAAAAUCAGAACCCAGUGAUUACAGAUGUGUUUAGUGGGUUGGAUUUUAUUUUAUUUUAUUUUUUGUCUCCUCCCAUCUUUCCACCCUUUUCUGACUGCCUCCCCUCACGGCAAUCUUACAGAUUGAAAUAUUUUUUAAUCAGCUCAUAAUAAUGGAGUUAGUGAUAAAGAAGUACAAACUCAAGUAUUCCAGUUGGGCAUGAUUCCUUCCUGGAGUGGUUUGUGCUUGGGAAGGCACCAUUAAUAGGAACCCAUGGCAUAGACGUCUUAUUUUCAGCAGAAUUUGUUGGACAGACUUCAUGAGAAGCUCGAAGGCCUAGCCCUGAAAUUAUUGAACGUUGAGCAGCCGCUGUCUCGGCCACAUUCCUCCAACAGAGAGCAUGCUGCUUACUUUUAAGUUUCCAGAAACUAGGACAUUUAUCAAAAGAACAAAACAAGAAAAAAACUGAAAAAUAAUACAAAACUAGAAACUCAGGAAAGCUGCAUGUUAUUGAAAAGAAGUGAGGAGAUAGAUUGUGGCAAAGCCAAGAAGGUUGGUUGGGGGGGAUAGGGGUGGGGGAUUUUUAUUUUGUUUUUCUUUUCCUACUGUUUGUUAUUGAUGGACAGAACUGUGAGCUAUCCUAGUAUAUGCUCUUGUCAGAUGUCAGCAGCAAAAGCACAGAAUGGGUGUGCUUUAGGUAGUAUAUAAAAAACUGCCUAAUCCUGAUUUUUUUUUCUUCCUGCCCACCCAUCUCCUUUGUUCCAUACAUACCAAGCCUGUUCCUCUCAUCACAUCACUUCAGUGUUUCAUUUUGGGGAGAGCUUUAGAUACCCCAUCUUUAAAGUCAGGGUUGCCUACACUGUUAGUUUUGGGUUCUUUUAGUCCACAGAAACAUUGAGAAGGAUUAAGUCUACUUUUCUUUUUCUCCUUCAGAUUGUUCUAAAGUGGCAGAGGUUACCUAUUUUUUUGUUUGUUUUUUAUUGGUGCCAGAAUUAGUUCUGACAUUAAUGCAUCACAAAAAAUAUAUAAAUGUGUGUACAUGUAUAUUAGUAUAUGUAUACACAUACAUACAUAUAUACAUUUGCAUGUACAAAUGUAUAUAUGUGUACACGUGCACAUGUGCGCACAAGGGGAUUACUGGCAGAUUUCCACUAGUCUGAUUUUAUCAUUGGCCACACUUAGGUAUUUAAUUUAAGAACAUUCUGUAGGGCAUCCCUCUUGAAAUCCAACUAUUGCAUUCUAAUAAAAAGCUCAUUUUAACCCCCCCUUCUGUUGUGUGAAUAAUAUCAAUGUUUAGGUAACUACUUGAUAUAUGCAAUAGAAUAGAAGACCUAGUUUACAAAAUGUUUUUUUGUUGUAUAAAACCCUAGAAUUCACAUUUGACUUUUAUUUUGUGUAUGAUGAGUUAGACAAGAUGAGAGAGGUCCUGGGAGGGGGAGUACCCAACUUGUUUUGUUUUCCAUUCCAAGUUAAGAUGAGGUCUGGGAUUUAAGGGAUGGGGAAAAUACACAUUCAGGAAAACAAAAGGUGCAUUUUUGCAUCAUAAUAUCCAAGUAUGCAAAUAUUUCUACUCCUUGAGAGGAUGGGGAGGGUCAUGCCUGGCAAAUAAAUUCCUGUCUUAUACCCUUUUUGAGCUAACUAGCCAUUUCUGUUUUAUAUGAGCCAAAUUGUGUGUCUGAGAUAGGGGAUGUUUAUAUAUUAAAAAAAAAAAAAUCCCCAGGCCUCCUGGACUCUAAAUGAAGAAAAUGUUAUUGAUUGUUUCUUUUGGCUUUGAACUACUGUGCCUAUGUAAUGAAACACCUUUGUGCAGGAAGGUAAGAUUGGAGUCUGUAUUUGAGGAGGAUAAAAACUGAAUUAUAGGGGAAAGAGCCACCCAAUAGAAAAGUUAUAAUUGAAAAUGACAGUACUAUUUAAAGGGCCUUCAGUGGUUCAGAGAAAACUAUUUAAUAAAACAAUGUAGCAAUUUAAAAGAAAAUAUCCAGGGUAAAAAAGUUACUUGGGAUGAGGUACAUAAUAUUUUGGUUCAGAAAUGGAGUUUCUUGGCUCUCUUUAACCAUUGAGUGUGUGUGCCAUGGUAUAAUUAGAUCAUAUAAACAAAUCAGAAACAAGACAAAGUUAUUCUGAUUUCAGAACCACUGAAAACUAGACCAUUUGAAUGUUCUAUUAUCUAAAGGCCCUGGAAGUUGUGCAGACUAUUUGAGUAAUAAUGAAAAAAAAUAGCUAACCUUUAUAUAGCACUUUAAGAUUUGCAAAGUGCCUUAAUGUAUUGUCCUAUGUGAAUUAUUUGGGACAAAGUAAAAAUAAUUAAAUUUGUUGACUUUCAUUGAAUUUAUAAAGUGACACGUUCUUUAAUUCUUCAUCAUGAAAUCACACUUUUAUUACAUUGGAUAUUAUGCAUAGCUCUGCUGAACAGCCCAUUUUUUCCAAGCUUAGCCUUUAGCUCAUAGGUUUUCAAUAGAAUUUAAAUUGGGAAAAUUCAUAUGCCAUGAUAGUGUGUUAAUCUCCAUCUCUUGUGCUUACCAUUUUUGUGUGACAUAGUGUGCAGGGCCACAUUGCAAUAUGCCAUUUCUAUUUGGGAAAUAUUCUGAGUCUGAAACAAUUCUACUUUUUUAAAAUAACCAUAUAGUUACCAGCAGUCAUCAUUCCCUCAGUGAGAAUAAGACUGAAAAAAAUUAAAAUUCCCAAAACAUUUUUUGGGGUAGCUGUUUUUACAGACUAGUGAAGAUGUUCAAACCGUAUAAGCUCAGGAACAACUUCUAACAACAGUUUCAGCAUAGCUUUGAGUAAAAGAGUUCAUUUCAUCAGUAAAAGUUUUACCCUUUUCCAAUCUUCAACUCUUUGGUCUUUGUCUUAACUGUGACAGGUAUUUUUCCUUCAUGGCAAAAGCACUUUAGCAUCUGGGGUAGGAAUGAUUUUUUUGUUGUUACUGUUUUUUGUUUCACACUGCUCAUCUUACUAUUCUUCUAGCUUCAAAAUGCCUGUUUCACAUUAUAGAGGAAUAGUCCUUCCAGAUUCUAGGCAUUCUUUUUCACUUUCUACCACACCUCCCUUCCAGGCAACUGAUCCUGUUUAAUUAGUGUUCCCUAAAGUGCUUUACUUUUCCACACCAUUCUAUUGCAAUAUGGUCAUUGAAGUAUGUCUUUAAGAACUCCAACUUUUGCAUGCUUCCUCAUCCAUUUUUAAAACCCGCAAUAUUAAAAACACAAGAAAAUAGUGAAAUGUGUAUAGCACAAAAUCCAGCAUUCAGCUAGCAGACAAAGGUUAGAAAAAAAACCUCAAUCUGAGAUCAUUUGGUAUCAAGGUCAAAUGUUAUAUCCACCUAAUUUCAGUAGAAGCACAAACUCAUGACCAUUGCUUGUCCCAAAUAAUUGUACCUCUGUACAUUAUCUCAUUUAGAUUGUACCUAAUUAGAAUCAUACCUGUGAAAUCGGUAUAUAAUGUCCAUUUUACAAAUGAGGAAACAGGCUUAUGGAUGUUAGAUGACUUGCCCUGUGUCAGAGGAAGGAUUUUAAUUGAUCUGUGACUUCAGUUUCAGUGCUUGUUUGACUAUCCUCUGCUGCUUCCCUAUACUAUAAAACAUGAUACCUAAAAAUUGUAUUAAUUGGAACAUAAGAUAGAGUUGGAGAGACAUUUGGAGUUGUGCUUCAGUUCCUAUGUGUGCUGGAUGGGGACUGAUUGAGGAGUGUUUUGUACUUUAAGAUGGGCACUCUCUAUUAUUAAAUAUUCUUGCUAUAGCUGCCACAGAAUCAACCCCUCCAUUCCUAAUUUGAGUCACUUUCAAUAAGACUUUAAUAUGAUUUAAGACAAUUUAAAAUAUUUUACUUUGCAGGAAGAUUAAGAGUGCAUGCAGGGCAGCUAGGCAGCUCAGCUGACAGUGAGCCAGAUCUGGAGAUGGGAAAUCCUGGGUUCUGAUCUAGCCUCAGAUACUUCCUAGCUGGGUGACCCUGGGCAAGUCACUUAACCCCCAUUUCCUAGUCCUUAACACCUUUCUGCAUUGGAACUGAUACUUAGUAUUGAUUCUAAGACAGAAGGUAAUGGGUGUUGUUGUUGUUUUUUAAGUGAUGUGUGAGUGUGUAUAUAAAUAAUUUUUAGAGACAUGCUCUAAUUUGUCAUUGUCACUAUAUAUACACAGACACUAUAGGAAAAAUAAAGGAAAGAUUAUAUGUGUAUAUGUAAAGGAUGUGUAUAUAAUCUUUCAUUUAUUUUUUCUGAAAUUUUUUUCCACCACUGAAAGGUUUCCUUCUGUAGUUUCUUUGUAGAAUUCCAGGCCCAGCUAUACUGCUCACUAACAAUGUGACUUGAAAAAGUUGCUUCCCCUCUCUGGAGCUGUUUCUUUCUCUGUAAAAUGGAAGAAUUGAACUAUUUGAUCUCUGAGGACUCUUCCAGUUCUAAAAGUCUGUGGUAUUGUAACAAAACCAUCUUGAGAUGACUUGCGUGCCCUUCCUGGACAUAUAACCUCAAAUUUGUUGUUCUUUUUUUUUUUUUAACCUUUACCUUCUGUCAAUACUGUGUAUCAGUUCCAAGGCAGAAGAAGUGACUUGCCCAGCGUCACACAGCUAGGCAGUUGUCUGGGACCAUAUUUGAACCCAGGACCUCUCAUCUCUAAACCGGACUCUCAAUCCACUGAGCCACCCAGCUGCCCCUGUUAUUCAUUUUUAAGGAGAAGCCACAGUAGUAGCUCUCCAAAUCCCUUGCUUCCAGUAUCACUUUUUGCAGAUUAAGCACAGAUUUAUUAGACAUUUCCCCAGAACUGUUUGCUCCCCAAGAGGAGGGAGGGAUGUCGUACAAGCCAUACUUUGAUACUUCUGGGAUCCAUUGUUAUAUCUGUGUAGGUGCUUCCUCUAACAGUACUGAUCAAGUUCUCUACUUAGUUGACAGUCUUUCUGAGUUACUAUGACUGAAAAAAAAUUAUCUGAUAGCCAGUCUUUUGGUGACAUGCCUCUGAGAAUAUAAGCCUGUCCUUGGACAACAGGUACUCCAUUCAUCACCAGUCACCAGUCCUAUCCAUGAAGCCUUCCAGUUUGAUAGGAUGUACCAGAGCUCACACUCCAGUCGUACAGCCUUCAAGAAUCCAGGGUUACUUCCACACCAUGAAGAGACAUUAGACAAGGACUUCAGACUUAUAUGAUCUCCAAUUUCCUUUGCUUGGAGAUUGCAGAAUUAAGUGAUAAUGGCAAUGACUAACUCAUGUAUUGGUUUGAUGGAUGGAAUGUAUGAAAUAAAACCCUUACUUCAGUUUGAA
Monodelphis domestica (gray short-tailed opossum) is the source of this 8162-nucleotide messenger RNA. It is a transcript of the gene GATAD2A, whose product is annotated as GATA zinc finger domain containing 2A. Gene Ontology annotation, molecular function: sequence-specific DNA binding. Lineage: Eukaryota; Metazoa; Chordata; Mammalia; Didelphimorphia; Didelphidae. Gene Ontology annotation, biological process: negative regulation of transcription by RNA polymerase II. Gene Ontology annotation, cellular component: NuRD complex. The record is from RefSeq and is a predicted model, not a curated record.